Molecule: messenger RNA, 3030 nt
Organism: Cuscuta europaea
Lineage: Eukaryota; Viridiplantae; Streptophyta; Magnoliopsida; Solanales; Convolvulaceae
Source: the annotation of a GenBank genome assembly
CGACAAAGACACGGAGACCUCCGGAGCCUGUACGACGGUCGUUGACUGUCCAGCUGCCCAGCCGAUCUGCGCCGCCGUCCAGGGUCCAUGCGCGGCUUCGAUUUGCGUUAGCGCGUUGCUGCCUCCUGGCCUACCGCCUACACAGCGGCACUCCAGUGUCGCCUCCGGCCUCUAGUUUUCUUCGAGACUUCGACUGGCCAACUCACCCAAUCCUGCCCGCCUCCUGCCUCCAUCCCUCUAGGAGUCCAACUGUCCAGUGUAAGAAAAGAAUAUCCAAUUCCAUCAUUUGCAAUGGAGCCAAAGACUCACUAUUUUUUGGCCCGGGAAUAUGAUGGAAUAAAGCAAACAGGCUCACUAAACUGUCUACGCUUCUUUGUUAUGAAGCAGCAGUCAGUUCAUGCAAUUUUUGACGCGAUUUUCACUAUGGGUCAUCCGGAAACAGUCUCUUUGUGCUUUAGUACAAGGGUAAGACGGCGUACAUCCGACCCCCUUACCCCACUAUAGGUGGGAGCCUUUGCGGGACUGGGGUAAUGAUGAUGAUGAAGAAAAGAAUAUCCAAUUCUAGAACUCUUUAAUUGGUAUAUCACCAUUACUGUCGUGUCAGAUUUUCAGGGGAAUAUGGCGACUGUGUGGCUUCAUAUAUUGUUUCUCCACAGCCGCACAAUCGACGGCCGGAGGUAUUCAAUUCAAUUGAGUUGGUUCGGCCUUCGGUGCCUUCCAGCAUAAUGAACUAAUGCAAUGAAGGGUUGUAUAGAUUAACUCUCCAUCCUCUGCCAGGAGAGCUGAAGAAAAUGCAUAGGAUUUCUUCAAAGAGACACCUCUUUGUUUCCAUUUCGAAACUUCCCUUAAUCCCAUUCAACAAAUCAACCAAUGCUCAAUGUCUCUACGCCACCUACCUAUCAAAGCUCAAUCAUCCAAAUCAAACGCAUAAGCGCAAUUUUAGUAACGAGUCUCAGAGUAUAUCCAGUAAGCCAGUGAAGACUUUUGACCUCAUCCACCUACAAUCUGUACCAGAAGAGCAUGGAAUGGAUCAUAACAAGGAUGAGUUCACAGGUGAUGUCGAGAAGAUAUACAGAAUUUUGAAAAGAUUCCACUCUAGAGUUCCGACGUUGGAACGCGCUCUGCAAGAGUCUGGCAUUAUUGUACGGUCAGGAUUGACAGAACGUGUGUUGAACCGAUGUGGUGAUGCUGGGAACUUGGGAUAUGGAUUCUUCGUCUGGGUUUCGAAGCAACCUGGAUAUACCCAUACCUAUGAUGUAUACAAAGCCAUGAUCAAGAUUCUGGGGAAAAUGAGGCAGUUUGGAGCUGUUUGGGCACUCAUAGAAGAAAUGAGAAGAGAAAACCCUCAAUUGUUAUCCUCCGAGGUGUUUGUGAUCUUAAUGAGGAGAUUUGCCUCCGCCAGAAUGGUUAAGAAAGCUGUUAAUGUUUUAGAUGAGAUGGCCAAAUAUGGGGUUGAAGCAGAUGAGCAUGUGUUUGGGUGUUUGUUGGAUGCUCUGUGCAAGAACGGAAGCGUGAAAGACGCAUCCAAACUGUUUGAUGAAAUGAGUUUCAGGUUUAAGCCCACCAUAAAGCACUUCACAUCAUUGCUGUAUGGUUGGUGCAAAGAAGGGAAGCUUAUAGAGGCAAAAGUAGUUUUGGUGAAGAUGAGAGAAGCCGGAUUCGAACCAGACAUUGUGGUCUAUAAUAAUUUGCUCACAGGGUACACUGUGGCGGGAAAGAUGUCGCAUGCAUUUGACCUUCUGCAAGAAAUGAGGCACAAAGGGUGCCAUCCAAAUGCAGCCUCCUUCACAGUUGUGAUUCAAUCGCUCUGUUCUCAAAGGAAGAUGGAGGAGGCUGCAAGGGUUUUCUCUGAAAUGGAGAGCCAUGGGUCGGAGUGUGAUGUGGUAACGUACAACGCUUUGAUAAGUGGGUUUUGCAAGUCAGAUGGGAUCAACAAAGCUUAUGAGCUUCUCGAUAGGAUGGCAGGUAAGGGAUGUACUCCCAACCAGACGACGUAUCUCCAUAUCAUGCUGGCUCACGAGAAGAAGGAAGAGUUGGACGAGUGUCUGGAACUCAUAAAGAAAAUGGAAAAAACACCCCUCACCCUGGACCUCCCCAUCUACAACACUGUCAUCCGUUUGGCAUUAAAGUUGGGCGAAACGGACGAAGCGGCUCGUUUAUGGAAUGAGUCAGAAGCCAAUGGGUUGAGUCCCGGGGUGGACACCUUCGUCAUUAUGAUUAAUGGUCUAAUAGAGCAGAGGUGUGUGGUUGAAGCGUGUGAUUACUUUAAAGAAAUGGUGGGGAGGGGUCUUUUUUCAUUUCCACACUAUGGCACUCUAAAGGACUUGUUGAACUCUGUAUUAAGAGAAGAGAAGCUUGAGAUGGGGAAAGAUGUGUGGGGCUGCAUCAUGGGUAGUGGAUGUGAGGUUAACGUGUGCGGAUGGACGAUUUGGAUUCAUGCUUUGUUUUCAAGAGGGCACGUGAAGGAAGGCUGUGCAUACUGUUUGGAUAUGAUGGAUGGUGGUUUGAUGCCUCAACCGGACACAUUUGCGAAGCUAAUGAGGGGGUUGAGGAAGAUGUACAAUAGGCAGAUUGCUGGGGAAAUAACGGAGAAGGUUAGGAAGAUGGCUGAAGAGGCAGGGAUGAGUUUCAAGAUGUAUAAACGACGGGGGGAGAGAGAUUUGAAGGAGAAAGUCAAGGAGAUGAAGGAUGGAAGAAAAAGACGGGCAAGGCGGCGGCGAUGGGGCAGUGAACAUUCUAAGUGCUCCCAUCCUUCUAAAGAUAGCAGUUGUAACAUGCUUCAUUCUUCAUUUUAAGUAGUGUGUUUGCCUUAGCGUGUGUUCGUGAGAAUUGAUGCAUUUGCAGGGUUGUAGAGAAACUGUGUAACUGUAAUAGCUGAUAAUGCUUGAAAAUACAAGAGAUUUUAGAAAAAUAAGUCAGAAAAGGAUUUUAAAAUGCUUUUUGGUGUUACAGUUAAAUGUAAGUCAGAGUAGGGUUUUAAAAUGCUUUUUGGUGUUAUAGUUAAAUGAUUAUUGAAAGUGAAAAACAUUU